AUGGCGGAUCUGCAUGGUGAAGGUGGUGCACAACCUGACAUGGCGUCCAAUUCCCUGUUCGAUGAAGGCGGCGCUCUCAGCGACCCCCUCGAACGAAUAGCCGUAUUUUCUGCCCUUGAUUCAUUCUCUCAGUACCGCAAGUCAACACACCAUCGAACGACCCACAUCCGCCGACAAAAUCUCUAUGCAAUGCCCGCAGCUCAAUGGCAAGUCCUAGCGGCACCGCCAAUCUCCAUUCUAGAAACCUUGUCCAAUGUCGACGAUGCUAUCGAUGUGAACGCCGAUUUGGCAGAUCGAAUCCUCCAGCACGGCUUGGUCUCCUUCGGUUUAUCGGAUAGACAUUCCAAUAAUCCGGAUCUGGAUUGGCAACACAAGGCCACAAUUAAUGAUCUUCCCAAGGCCCACUCGACGAUUCGACAGUUCUAUCGCGAUUGGUCUCGAGAAGGAUACAUCGCCGAAGUUGAACCUUUGGUCGACAUCGUUGUCUCGGACCUUAGCACCCACUUACCACUUCCUCAGCCCCGUGAAGAUAUCGAGUCUCCACGCCUCCUACUCCCUGGCGCCGGAUUAGGACGCGUGCUCUUUGAACUUGCUCUUCGAGGCUGGCACGCCACGGGUAACGAGAUCUCCUACCAUCAACUCAUAGCCAGCAACUUCAUCCUUAAUGCAACACAACACUCGGAGCAGUACACCAUCUACCCGUUUGCAACCACCUUUACCAAUGUUAUUUCUCGACAGAACCAACUCAAGCACUUCGCCAUACCCGACAGACAUCCCGGUCGUGCCUUAGAGGCACGCGAUAAUGCCGCUUUAUUGAUUGGAGAGAUGCACAUGACAGCGGGGGAUUUCAUGCUCGGAUAUUCAACUCCCUGUGUCGAGAACAAGUUCGAUGGUGUAGUCAGUGUUUUCUUCAUAGAUACUGCUCCCAACUUGAUUCGCUAUAUUCAGACGGUUCACAACUGCUUGAGAAAAGGAGGCGUAUGGAUCAAUAUUGGACCUCUCUUGUGGCAUUUCGACGGGCGCGACAACCGUGAUCGCAAUGACGAGAUCAACAGCGGAGGAGAGAAAGUUCCUGGACAGGAAGGUUCCGACUCCAACUCAGUGUGGGAAGAUAAAGGUGUGAGUGAACCAGGAUCUUUCGAACUCACGGAUGAGGAGGUUUUGCAGCUAGUUCCACAAUUCGGCUUUGAGAUUGUGAAGCAUGAGAUUAUCAAUCGUCCGCAUGGGAGUGAUGAGGGUUUCGGAUAUAUGCAGGACGCGUCAAGUCUGCUACAGAGUCGUUAUCGCUGCAGUCAUUGGGUAGCGAGAAAAAUCUAG
This is a messenger RNA of Exophiala bonariae, 1317 nucleotides long. RefSeq lists its product as uncharacterized. The transcript has 2 exons. Bases 1 to 1317 code for a protein of 438 amino acids. Lineage: Eukaryota; Fungi; Ascomycota; Eurotiomycetes; Chaetothyriales; Herpotrichiellaceae. Gene Ontology annotation, molecular function: S-adenosylmethionine-dependent methyltransferase activity. The record is from RefSeq and is a predicted model, not a curated record.